AUGCAGAUCCACUUCCCCAGGCUGCCCCACGGGGGCUCUACCCUUGGGGCCCAGGCCUGCUGCCCACCUCCCCCGGGGCCCAGCUCCGGUCGAGGCAGCCUCUUGGGGCCACCACAGGCCAUCGGGGGCCAGGCCUUGGUCCUCAUCCGGGUGGGAAAUGGCACCUGUGGCCUUCCAGCCACGGGCUUCCCCCCCCCCCACGUGAAGAACCUGUACCCCUCGCCUGUGGCGCCUCCAGGAGGCUUGGAGAAGCGUGUCAGGCUGGGCGGGCACCAGCAGCGGUGGCCUGGCACCUGGGCUGUCGGCCUCCGCCUGGUGGCCCAGAGUGCCAGCUCCCCGGUCCCCGUGCAGGACUUCUUACAGGUUGUGGGGAAGGAAGCCCAUUGCCGCCCGACCGCCCCCAACAUCCCCGAACACUCACCCUGCACCCGGGACGGACUUCACUGGGGCCUGAAACCCAAACACAGUUCCCAGGAGCCAGUGCUGCCCGAGGAGGCCAAGGCCGGCCCUCUGGUACCACCCGUGGCUGGGUCUCAGGCUUUGGUCAAAUUCAAAUUCUGCUGUGAGGUGGAGCAGUGGGAUUCGGAUGAGCCCAUUCCCGACAGGGAGCUAGAGCGAGGCGUGGCUGGGGCCCAUGGCCUGCUUUGCCUUCUCUCUGACCGCAUAGACAAGCGGCUUCUGGACGCAGCAGGAGCCAACCUCAGGGUCAUCAGCACGCUGUCCGUGGGCGUCGACCACUUGGCUCUGGAUGAAAUCAAGAAGCGUGGCAUCCGCGUCGGCUAUACCCCGGACGUCCUGACAGACGCCACUGCCGAACUCGCCGUCUCCCUGCUGCUCACCACCUGUCGCAGGCUACCAGAGGCCAUCGCAGAAGUGAAGAACGGCGGCUGGACGUCAUGGAAGCCCCUCUGGAUGUGUGGUCACGGCCUCUCCCAGAGCACCGUGGGCAUCAUCGGGCUGGGCCGCAUUGGCCAGGCUGUCGCUCGGCGUCUGAAACCAUUCGGCGUCCAGAGGUUUCUCUACACGGGACGGCAGCCCAGGCCCCAGGAGGCGGAGGAAUUCCACGCAGAGUUUGUGUCUGCCCCCAAGCUGGCCGCCGAGUCUGAUUUUGUCGUGGUGUCCUGCUCCCUGACGCCUGCGACCAAGGAGCUCUGCAACAAGGACUUCUUCCAGGCGAUGAAGAAAACGGCUGUGUUUGUCAACAUCAGCAGGGGAGACGUGGUAAACCAGGACCACCUAUACCAGGCCUUGGCCAGCGGUCAGAUUGCAGCUGCUGGACUAGAUGUGACCACCCCAGAACCACUACCUCCAGACCACCCUCUCUUGACGCUGAAGAACUGUGUGAUCCUGCCCCACAUUGGCAGUGCCACCCACAGAACCCGCAACACCAUGUCCUUGUUGGCAGCUAACAACUUGCUGGCCGGCCUGAGAGGGGAGCCGAUGCCAAGCGAGCUCACGCUGUGA
Molecule: messenger RNA, 1464 nt
Organism: Orycteropus afer afer
Lineage: Eukaryota; Metazoa; Chordata; Mammalia; Tubulidentata; Orycteropodidae
Gene: GRHPR
Product: glyoxylate and hydroxypyruvate reductase
Exons: 14
Coding region: 1-1464 (487 amino acids)
Cellular component (GO): cytosol
Molecular function (GO): hydroxypyruvate reductase [NAD(P)H] activity; hydroxypyruvate reductase (NADH) activity; NAD binding
Source: RefSeq, a predicted model, not a curated record